GUAUGCGACAAAUCAACAGCCAAGAAAAAAGUUGUACCGGAAGAGGAAGAAGAUAUGAGACGAUUGCUCCCGUUUGAAAAGGCACCCAAAUUUCUUCAAUAUAAUCCUUACAUUCUGCGUGGUUAUCGAGGCUGCUUGACCACCAAACUAUGCGUCGAAAGCAUAUUUUGGUGGACAAACGAGACCGUGAAUAUAUGGAGUCACAUCUUUGGUUGGAUGCUCUUCUUCGGUCUGACCCUAUAUGAUCUCUGUCUUUUGAAUAUUCACGCGCCGUUCAGCGACAAAUUAAUCGUGUCCCUGCUCCUUCUUUGUUUUCAGAUAUGUAUGAUCCUUUCAUCCGUAUAUCACACGUUUUCGUGUCGAAGCGAAAAGGACUAUUGGUGCUUCCUAUCCUUCGAUUUGUUCGGUAUUGCUCUGAGCAUGCUGUCGAUCUAUUUGUCUGGUGUCUAUUAUGCCUUUUGGUGUCACAAGGAAUUACAAUGGUUCUACCUGAUAACUGUUCUCGCGAUCUUCAUUUUCGCAAUGAUACUGCAAAUACCAAGUCUAAACAUCAACGGUAACAUUAAGCUAGCUGUAUUUGUGUGCUGGGCAAUAUAUGGAGUGUUGCCAACGCUGCAUUGGACCAUCGCGAUGGGCGGCUUUGAUAAUCCGAUCGUUAACUUGCUCAUCCCGAGAGUGAUAGGAAUGUACAUUAUUAAUGCAAUAGCGUUCGCGUUCUACAUGUUCAAAAUACCCGAACGUUUUUGUCCAGGUUGGGUAGACUAUGUUGGUUCGUCACAUCAAUGGUGGCAUGCAUUGGUCGUGCUAGCUCUUUAUUAUUGGCAUAACAGUGGAAUGCUUUAUGUGGAAUAUAGAAUGAAUCAUGGGUGUCCAAGCAGUAAGCCAUUAUGACAUACGGAUUCUGACGGCCAGCCAGAUUACUGAAACUACACUGGAUUACUGCAAUAAGUUCAAGGUUUACGACUACAAACUCUAUUACAGCAUCCGUCCUUGCCAUGGAUUGUGCUUGUAUGAUGAAGGCUUGGUCGUCUUUGGCGGAACCACCGUUUUACAGUAUCUUAAAGAAUACAUCUUGCCAGAUACAAAAUCCACUACGAGCAUACGCAUAUCGAUAAUUUCGAUAUGCUUUUAGGAAAUACAGAUUAAGAUUUUUAAAUGAAAAAAGAUAUUUGAAUAUUAUUUACACUGUUCUCUAGCUCAAUUUAUAUUCAUUCAACAUUAUUAUUUAAACUUAUUUUGCAAGAGUAUAAACGAUAUAAAUGAAGGAUAAAUGAUUGUAUCCUAAAUCGUGUUCUUUUUUCCUUAAUAGCAAGUCUUUAAUCCUAGCAGGAUUAAAAACCAAUCAAUUAAUUAAUCAGCGUCAUUAAAAACAUUCUUUACAUUUA
Camponotus floridanus (Florida carpenter ant) is the source of this 1385-nucleotide messenger RNA. RefSeq names its product progestin and adipoQ receptor family member 3-like. The transcript is spliced from 6 exons. Gene Ontology annotation, molecular function: signaling receptor activity. The record is from RefSeq and is a predicted model, not a curated record. Lineage: Eukaryota; Metazoa; Arthropoda; Insecta; Hymenoptera; Formicidae. Gene Ontology annotation, cellular component: membrane. The annotation marks the transcript as partial.